Messenger RNA from Cimex lectularius (bed bug), 4074 nucleotides. RefSeq names its product xanthine dehydrogenase-like. The coding region runs from base 82 to 4005 and encodes 1307 amino acids. The record is from RefSeq and is a predicted model, not a curated record. Gene Ontology annotation, molecular function: oxidoreductase activity; iron ion binding; 2 iron, 2 sulfur cluster binding. NCBI's taxonomy places the organism in Eukaryota, Metazoa, Arthropoda, Insecta, Hemiptera, Cimicidae. The transcript has 26 exons.
GCAUUUCUGGGUCGAAAGUCGAGGCCGGACUCGGUUUCUGCAUGCUGAAAUCAAAACAGGCAGUGGGGGGCAAAAGAUGGGAUGCACCGUGCCUGGAGGAGUCCGGGUUCAGUCUGCUUCAGACUAUCCGGCCAUCCAUCACAAAGGUACAGCAGCAAAAUGCCGCCUCAGCAAAUAUCAUACUCGAGCUUGGGGAGAGAAGUGGAGCUGACCAUAAACGGGAAGUCGUACAAAGUUUCCAAUGAUGUACCUGCAGACACAACUCUGAAUGCGUUCAUCAGGGAAUAUGCCCACCUUAAAGGUACCAAGUUCAUGUGCUUGGAAGGCGGCUGCGGAGCAUGCAUCGUGUCCGUCCAUUCCGUCCACCCUACAACCCACCAUCCUGUUUUCUAUUCUGUCAAUUCAUGCCUCGUGCCUAUAUUUGCAUGCCACGGUUGGGCAGUGACCACCGUCGAGGGCCUUGGGAGCAAAUACACUGGAUACCACAAGAUCCAGAAGCGCCUCGCAGCUGCCAACGGUACCCAAUGCGGCUACUGCACCCCAGGAAUGGUCAUGAAUAUGCACAGUUUGCUUGAAGUAAACCCUAAACUGACGAUGAAAGAUGUAGAAAAUUCAUUCGGUGGGAAUAUCUGUCGUUGUACAGGCUACAGGCCAAUACUCGAUGCUUUUAAAUCCCUUGCAUCUGAUGCUCCCGGGGAAUUGGUGCAAAAGUUGGCCGACAUUGAGGAUAUUGUUUGCCCCAAAACUGGACAGAACUGCUCAGGAGGGUCCUGCAAUCAGAAGUGCUCAAGCGCCCAGUCGACAGCGAUAAUGCCUCCAUCAUCACUUCACUUUGAACUGGAAAAUGGUUCCGCAUGGUACAGGCCAUUGAGUGUAAAAGAAAUUAUGGAAAUAUUUGACAUGAUCGAAGACAAAACAUACAGACUUAUAGCUGGCAACACUGGACAGGGCGUGUAUAGAAUCAAAGAAGCCCCUGAAGUAUAUAUUGAUUUGAACGGCAUUCCUGAACUUCAUGGUUAUGAGGUUAGAAAUGAUGGAAUCACCCUUGGAGCGAACAUCAGUCUUACAGAAGGGAUGGAUUUGUUUUACAAGCUUGCAAAAGAGCAACCUGAAAAAUACUCAUACUGCAAAACACUCGCUGAUCACAUUGAUUUAAUUGCAAACGUACCAGUCAGAAAUAUCGGAACUUUUGCAGGAAAUAUCUCAUUGAAGCAUCAAAAUGAAGAAUUUCCAUCAGAUCUGUUUCUUUUCUUGGAAAUGGUCGGAGCAACGUUAUUCAUUGUUGAUAGGUCUGGAGUUAACAGGACUAUGUCCCUUUUGGAAUAUUUGGAGACGGAUAUGAAUAAAAAGGCCAUAGUUAAAAUUAACUUGCCUGUCUUAGACCAUAAUGUUUACUUUACAUUGUCCUAUAAGAUUAUGCCAAGAGCACAAAAUGCUCAUGCAUUUGUAAACGCUGGAUUUUUGAUGAAAGUUGACAAAGCGAAUGGCUACACAGUCAUGGAAACACCAACAAUAUUGUUCGGAGGGAUCAAUCCACAUUUUCUGCAUGCAACAAAAACAGAACAAUAUCUCAAAGGUAAGAAACUCCUCGAUGACCAGACUCUCAAAGGGGCUUUACAAACCUUGGAAAGCGAGUUGAAACCAGAUCACGUCCUUCCCGAUGCUAGUCCAGCGUUUAGAACAGGUUUAGCUCUCUCACUCUUCUACAAAUUUAUUCUAACUCUCGAUCCUUCAAAAAUAAGUGAGAGAAACAAAAGCGGCGGUCCGCUGCUUGAAAGGCCUUUAUCUUCUGGAAUUCAGGACUUUGAAACUGAUCGAAACCUUUGGCCGUUGAACAAACCGAUACCAAAAACCGAAGCCCUCAUCCAAUGCUCUGGAGAGGCUGAAUACACUAAUGACAUACCAAAUGUCCAUGGACAGGUAUGGGGACAAUUGGUACUCACAGAUAGAUCAAACGCUGUCGUAUCAAAGAUUGAUCCUUCACAAGCUUUGAAAAUGCCUGGUGUUAUUGCGUUCUUUUCUGCUAAGGAUAUCCCUGGGAAGAACACUUUUGUUCAACCGGCUCCCAAUGUUUUAGAAGAUGAAAGGAUAUUUGUCGAUGGCAGAGCAGAUUAUGCUGGUCAGGCUGUCGGUGUUAUUAUAGCCAAUACACACACAACUGCAAUCAAUGCGACGAAGAAAGUUAAAAUUACUUACACUGAUCAGAAACCGAUAAUUAUGGACAUGAGACAAAUUAUAAACCAUAACAUGAAAGACAGAAUCAAAGAAUAUGCAAAGCUCACUCCGACAACACAAAAAAGUGAUAUCAAGUAUAAAAUUAAGGGACAUUGGGACUUGAAGACACAAUAUCACUACACCAUGGAAACGCAAACUUGUGUUGUGGUGCCCACCGAAGAUCAUCUUGAGGUGUAUCCAUCUUCCCAAUGGCCUGCCGCAGCUCAAGAAGCCAUUAGUAUUGCAUUGAACAUCCCCGAACACAUAAUUGACAUGCGUGUUAGAAGACUUGGAGGAGGAUACGGUGCAAAACUUACAAGAAACAACCAUGUCAGUGUUGUUUGCGCUUUGGCAGCUCAUCUUCUUCAUAGACCUGUACGAAUGGUGCUUAACUUAGAGACAAAUGUUGAAUGGGCUGGAAAGCGUUUCCCUGUAUUCAGUGACUAUGAGGUCGGAGUUAACAGUGAAGGAGAGAUUCAGUAUUUGAAUUCAAGCAUCUAUCAAGAUGAUGGACAUGGACCAAAUGAUUCAUCAAUCGGAGCAACAAUUCACCACAUUAAGAAUGUUUAUGAUGCAAGCGUUUGGAAAAUAACUGGAUAUGGUGUUAAAACAGACAGUGCUAGCAACACCUGGUGUAGAGCUCCAGGUUCAACAGAGGCGAUUUCUCUUAUUGAAACAAUAAUGGAACACAUUGCAAAUGUUGUUGAAAAAGAUCCAGUUUCAGUCAGACUGGCAAAUAUGGACAAAGAAGACAAUCCGAUCCCUCAGUUAAUCGAGGAUAUUAAAAAGGCAUCACAUUAUGAUGAAAGAGUGAAAGAAGUUGAACAGUUCAACAAAGACAAUCGUUGGAAGAAGCGAGGCAUAUCACUUGUUCCGAUGAACUAUCCUUUUGAUUACUGGGGUGCCUUCUAUGGCAUGGUGUCCAUUUUUGGCAUGGACGGUACAGUUUCAAUUUCCCACGGAGCCAUUGAAAUGGGUCAGGGAGUAAACACCAAGGCUGCACAAGUUGCUGCACACAUCUUGGGUAUAGAACUCGAAUUGGUCAACGUUAAACCUACAACAACUCUUAUUUCGCCAAACAAUUCAUCUACGGGAGGAAGUAUUGGCAGUGAAGCCGUUUGCUAUGCUGUCAAAGUCUGCUGUGAAAUCUUGAAUGAACGUUUAGAACCGAUCAAAGAAAAAUUAGGGCCACAGGCUACAUGGAAAGAGAUUGUGAACCAGGCAUACUUGGACAGUAUUAAUCUCAACCACACUUACAUGUUUACUGCUCGAGAUGAUGUAAAGUCCUAUGCAAUUUAUGGAACGGUCGUUACUGAAGUAGAAAUCGACAUUCUUACCGGGCAAUACCAUACAAGGCGAGUGGACUUGAUGGAAGAUGCAGGUCAGAGUUUAAGCCCGGAGGUGGACAUCGGACAGGUGGAAGGUGCGUUUGUAAUGGGCCUCGGGUACUUUACAUGCGAAGAGGCAGUCUACGAAUCGAAGACGGGUGCAAUCCUCACUAACCGUACCUGGAAUUAUAAACCUCCUGGGGCAAAGGACAUCCCGAUUGAUUUUAGAGUCAGCCUUCGCAAAAAUGCUCCCAAUCCUUUUGGAGUUUUAAGAUCAAAAGCAACUGGAGAGCCGCCUUUCUGCCUCAGUUGUUCUGUCCUGUUUUCUAUACGCAAUGCUGUUGAAUCGGCGAGAAAAGACGCUGGGCAAACAGAUGAAAAAUGGUUUGAUAUUGAACCACCAUUCACUGGAGAGAAGAUCUGGCUCGGCGGUUUGACCAAAAAAGACAUGUUCAAACUUUAAACAAUUUUUUGCCCAUCUUAUAAUUUUUUUGGUGCACCUUUAAAAAAAAUAAUUAUAAUAAUAUAUAUA